GUGGCCCUGCUGGGUGUGUGAUGAUGCAGUGAUGCUGAGCAGGAGGAGUGCGCUGAACGUGACGGUGACGGGGCCUCACCAGGGGAUCCUGGGCCUGGUGCUGUUCACCAUCGUCACCACGCUGCCAUGCUGCAUGUUCCUCUUCAUCAACCUCACCAUGCUGUACACGCUGCGCAGCCGGCCGCUGUUCAGAGAGGCGUCCCGCUACGUGCUGCUGUUCAACCUGCUGCUGGUGGACACCGUGCAGAUGUUCCAGAGCCAGUCCAUGUAUCUGCUGUCCGCGGUCAGCCUCACGAUGCUGUACCCGGUGUGUGCCGCACUCACCGCCUUCAGCAGCCUGGCCCACUGCGUGUCCGUGGUCACGCUGGUCAGCAUGUGCCUGGAGCGGUACGUGGCGGUGUGCUACCCCCUCAGGUACAGCGCCAUUGUCACCCUGAAGAACACCGGCGCCGCCAUCUGCGUCAUCUGGGGCUUCAGCUCCUCCCACGUCAUCAUCCAGCUCAGCCUGAUGCUGUCCCGCUUCUCGUUAGCUGACCUGGGGGUCAUGCAGAUGGUGCACUACUGCGGGAAUGAGAGCGCCUUCAUCGACCCCGUGUCUGACCUCUACGACAGAGCCUUCACCUACUUCCUUUUCCUGCUGGGGGCGGCCACCAUCUCGUUCGCCUACGCCGGCAUCAUCAUGGCGGCGCGCUCUGCAUCCACGGACAAGGCGUCGGCCGUGCGGGCGCGGCGCACGCUGCUGCUGCACCUGCUGCAGCUGGGCCUCAGCAUGUCCUCCACCGUCUACAACUCGCUGCUGAUCGUCAUCACCGGCAACCUGGAGCGCGUCCCGGCCGUCCGCCUGCAGAUCAGCCUCUACAUGGCCAUCAUCAUCCUCCCCAAGUGCCUCAGCUCGCUCAUCUACGGCCUGAGAGACCAGAACAUCCGGCCCGUCCUCAUCAUGAACCUCAUCUGCCGGUGCAGAGGCUCCGCUCUCGACACCAGAACCAAGAACAGAACCAGAGUCCAGAUCAGCUGA
Poeciliopsis prolifica (blackstripe livebearer) is the source of this 1018-nucleotide messenger RNA. Its product is annotated as odorant receptor 131-2-like. The transcript has a single exon. Gene Ontology annotation, biological process: G protein-coupled receptor signaling pathway. The record is from RefSeq and is a predicted model, not a curated record. Bases 32 to 1018 code for a protein of 328 amino acids. Gene Ontology annotation, molecular function: G protein-coupled receptor activity. Gene Ontology annotation, cellular component: membrane. NCBI's taxonomy places the organism in Eukaryota, Metazoa, Chordata, Actinopteri, Cyprinodontiformes, Poeciliidae.